Panthera uncia (snow leopard) is the source of this 965-nucleotide messenger RNA. RefSeq names its product mannose-P-dolichol utilization defect 1 (gene MPDU1). Gene Ontology annotation, biological process: oligosaccharide biosynthetic process. The coding region runs from base 1 to 741 and encodes 246 amino acids. NCBI's taxonomy places the organism in Eukaryota, Metazoa, Chordata, Mammalia, Carnivora, Felidae. The transcript has 7 exons. The record is from RefSeq and is a predicted model, not a curated record.
AUGGCGGCCGAGGCGGACGGCCCGCUCAAACGAGUGCUGGUGCCGCUUCUCUUACCUGAGAAAUGCUACGACCAAAUUUUCGUCCAGUGGGACUUGCUUCACGUUCCCUGUCUCAAGAUUCUCCUCAGCAAAGGCCUGGGUCUGGGCAUUGUGGCUGGGUCUGUGCUGGUAAAACUGCCCCAGGUGUUCAAAAUUCUGAGAGCCAAGAGUGCCGAAGGGUUGAGCCUUCAGUCCGUGAUGUUAGAACUGGUGGCGUUGACAGGCACCAUGGUCUACAGCAUCACCAACAACUUCCCCUUCAGCUCUUGGGGCGAAGCCCUGUUCCUGACGCUCCAGACAGUCACCAUCUGCUUCCUGGUCCUGCACUACAGAGGACAGACUGCGAAAGGUGUCACUUUCCUAGUGUGCUAUGCACUGGUCCUGCUGGUCCUGCUGUCACCACUAACGCCCCUGUCCGUGGUCACCCUGCUCCAGGCCUCCAACGUGCCUGCUGUAGUAGGGGGGAGGCUGCUCCAGGCAGCCACUAACUACCGGAACGGGCACACAGGCCAGCUCUCCGCUGUCACGGUCUUUCUGCUCUUUGGGGGCUCCUUGGCCAGAAUCUUCACCUCCGUUCAGGAGACCGGAGACCCCCUCAUGGCUGGAACCUUCGUGGUCUCUUCCCUCUGCAACGGCCUCAUUGCUUCCCAGCUCAUCUAUUACUGGAACGUCAAGGCCCCCAUCCAGAAGAAAAAGCAGUAGGGAUGAGCCGGCUACUGGAGUCCGCUCCACGUUUCCACCCACCCACCCACCCUCAGGGUCAUUCUCAUCCGAACCAGUCCGCUGGUGUGACUUCUGAUCAUUCAUUCCACUGCAACUGUAAAAUUCUGAGCCAGAGUUUUAGUGGGACUGCAGAUCCUUAGAAGGGGUAGGGGUUUCCAGGCUGACGUCUGGCAGUUACUGCCCGCUGUCCCGUGCGUGUACUA